This is a messenger RNA of Anneissia japonica, 7889 nucleotides long. Its product is annotated as active breakpoint cluster region-related protein-like. The coding region runs from base 185 to 3634 and encodes 1149 amino acids. Gene Ontology annotation, biological process: positive regulation of GTPase activity; intracellular signal transduction. The transcript is spliced from 24 exons. Gene Ontology annotation, molecular function: guanyl-nucleotide exchange factor activity; GTPase activator activity. Gene Ontology annotation, cellular component: membrane. NCBI's taxonomy places the organism in Eukaryota, Metazoa, Echinodermata, Crinoidea, Comatulida, Comatulidae. The record is from RefSeq and is a predicted model, not a curated record.
UGUUUAGUUAAAGUGUUCAGAUGGUACACAUGAUUUAGUCGUUGGACAGUUCAUUGCGUUCUAUGAGAAGUUGGAUCUAAUAUUCUUUACAAUUGGAUUCAUGAACUGUUUGCUAACACAAUAACACACAGACAGGUAUUGAAUUUAGGUUAAUUGUUGGUUUACUGAGCGAAUCAGAUCAGGAAUGAGUACGAGGGAGAGGUUGUUGAGUGCAUUUUCGAUCAAAUUUGGUCACACAGAACCACCAGAGCUGUUUUGUUUGAAGUGUUAUGAUCAGCAACAUACCGAUGUCUUAAACCAAGACUUGACAUUACUAACGGUAAAACUUAAUCAACUCCAGGGUGAGUUAGAUCGCAUAACGUUUGUUCGAAAUUGGAUUAUUGAAGAAAUUAAAAAAGAAUCUUCCUGCACUGACUUGGAAGGGGAUCAUAUACCUGUAACAAAAGAAAACGGAGAUAUUAGUUCAGACCCAGAAAUGAGUAACAACAGUUACAGAGGUGGUUUUCAGGAAAAUGAAAUUGGUACUGGAAGUAGUAGCCCACCUCUUUCAACUUUUAGACCUGAUGUUGUUCCACGAAAAAAUCCCCCUGUUGUGCCUCCCAGAAGGGAUUCUAGCAGAAACUCUCGAGACUUUGAAGUUAUCGACUCUAACUCGCGUCCUGGUUCACAGGCUGGUUCACGGCCCUCAAGUUAUGUUGCCCCUGCGAUCUCUGAGGAACCAGAUUCAGACAGUGAUGAUGAUUAUGAACAAAUCUAUGAGAAUAUCCCCUUUCUGAAAAACCCGAGGGAAUUCGGCCUUCCUCAAAUCAAAGUCCCCUCCCCAGAGCCGAUUCGCAGGAUGCCACAUGACGAAGACACAGACUACGAAAAUGAACAUUUGGAUGAGGAAAAAGUUAUGAAACAUGAGGUUGCCAGCCGCCAGGCUAGUAUAAAUCCAGAGGGUACAAGCGUAACAGAGCUGUUAACAAGCGGAGAACAUGUUCCGACAAAACUGGGAAUGCAUUGUAUUGAGGAAGACGCAACAUCGGAAGGGUCUAAUAGCAAUGAAUAUUCAAAGGGCGAUUCAGCAAUAUCACGCUCAAUGGGUAUCCGAGUAAGGAGAAAAUACAGUUCUCAAAGUUCUGAUUCAAAUUCAGUCGAUUCUGGAACAUGUAUUUCAAACUCACCAGAAGACGCCACUAUGAUUAAGUUUGAAGACCCCACUACAAAAAAGAGGCCGCAGACAUUGUACGAUGAAUUAAUACCUAAGGAAGAAGUAGACGCCACUUGCGACCUCCUACAAGUACAAAUCGAUGAUGCCCUUGCAAAAAAAUAUUCUACUCCAGAUGUUGAAGAUUUAAACCUGCGACGUAUAAUAUUAGGCACAGUACUGGACAGCGAGAAAAAAUAUAUUACUUCAAUGGAGUGCCUUCUUACGGUAAUGAAGGUAUUCAGUGGAAAUAUGAACACCUCACAACCAAUUCUAUCAUCUGAAGAUUACAGUUGCUUGUUCUACAAGAUUGCAGAGCUGUGUCAGGUGCACCAAGAGUUCCGCAAUAACCUGGAAGCGCGACUCAAGGAGUGGACCCCAGAUCAAACUUUCAGUGACUUGUUCCAGUUUUUGGAAGGUCAUAUGUACUUGCACGAAGAAUAUGCAAGCAAUUACCAGCAAUCUAUUGCGGUACUGGACAGAUGCCGUAAGGAGAAUCCACAAUUUAACCAGAUUGCAGAAAACAUCAAGAUGUCAAACGGAGAAGCGGCAACUCUGGAAUCUCUUCUCUAUGGACCUUUACAGAAGGUGACAAAAUUAACUUUAGUUCUUCAUGAUCUUCUGAGGCACACGCCUGAAAUCCAUCCUGACUACCAGAUCAUGAAAGAGGUCCACGAUCGCUCUAACCAAUUCUUACAGAAGCAGAGCUUCGAAGCACCUAGGGAGCGUACAAAGAGUUUCAAAGCAAGGAAACGAUAUUUGAUCAAGGAAAGUUACUUAGUAGAAUGGAAUGAGGGUGAGAGGCGUUUGCGCCACGUUCUUCUAUGGAAUGAUGUCAUAAUCUGUGCGGCCGAAAAGAGCACAAGAGCUAUAUUUACCCAAGAAAAACAGAAGGGCCAGUACGAGUGCAAAUGGUGUAUCCCUCUCACCGAAAUCUCGCUCUCACCUUUCGACCAAUCAGAAGCACCAUACCACUUUGAUGUGUCCUCCUCGUUGUAUUCCUUUAUGUCACUCUCAACUCUUGCCACUCCCACCAUCCAAUCAGGUGAGCCUGUAGUGAAGAUGACGAGUGCUGAAGAUAUUAAGAAACUCAGGAAAGAACUUACCACAAUCAAGACCCAGCUGAAGCGGGCUUCUGGACAGAGGAAUUUAAGAAAGAAUGCAACCAAACACAAGAAAACGCUACAAGAACUUGAAGCAACAAUGGUUAUGGCCUCGCCUAACCUCCCAUUCCAUCUGUACCAUCAACAUGGCAAGACGUACACACUACUGAUGUCCUCAGACUAUGAACGAAUUGAAUGGCGUGAAGCAAUUGCAAAAGCAAAGAGGGAAUGCACAUUUACACCGUCUCUGACUUCUUUCCAUCUUGACAAAGUGAUGGCUAAAUGUAAAAGGACCCGCAAAGUGAAUCAUAUAGGAUCAAUUCUGCUGAAGGAUGAUGAAGAAAGUCUGAGUGGCAUAUUGAAGGUGGUGGUUUUGAAUGCAACUGGAUUGUCCGAACCAAAGAGUUUGUCUUGUGUCAUUGAAGUUGACUCAUACGGGAUGUACUCACUAAUGGCUCGAACCAAUUCCACAGAGGAGACUCUGGAACCGGAAUGGAAUAAAGAUUUUGAUCUAGAAGUAGAUGGUGCUCGAUCCAUAAGGAUAAUUUGCUAUGAAAAUAAAAAUGGAAAAACUGAGUUUUACGACAGAGGAUUCACCACGUUGCCAAAAGCAAAACAAAUGAGGGAUAAACAUGAACAAUUUGUUAUGAAGAUGGAAAAGAUUGAAGUGAAGUUGUCUGCCAAGUAUACAUCUGCACAUAAGACACUGAAGCGUGUUCAGUCAAAAAGGAAACUAGGUGUCUUCGGUGUCCGCAUCCAGCAAGUUAUUGCACGGGAACGCACUCAGAUACCAAACAUCGUCUCACUGUGCAUACAGGAGGUUGAGAAAAGAGGUUUGGAAGAAACUGGAAUAUACAGGAUAUCUGGCUCAUCUGGAGAUGUGGCAAAAUUGAAAAAUGCAUUUGAGAAUCAUCAUAAAAGUAUUGAAAGCAUGCUGGGCCAGACAGACAUCCAUGCCGUCGCUGGUCUGAUGAAGCUGUACUUUCGUGAACUACCUGAGCCACUCUUCACUGAUAUUCUCUACCCUAAACUUGUGGAAGCCCUUAAUUUGACUCAUCAAGAAACUAAGGUGAAUACGAUGAAGUCAUUGGUUAAAAGGUUACCAACUGCGAAUCAAUCCAUUGUGUUUGCCCUCUUUAACCAUAUCAAAAGAGUUUCAGAGAGGCAGAAAGUAAACAAAAUGUCAUUGCAGAAUAUGGCAACGGUAUUUGGACCGACUCUUCUUGGACCAGGAGCUCACAAACCUGCACCAGGCAACCCUCUUCAGUCUAUUAUGGGCAUGUCGGAUGUAAUGUCACAAGUUGGUAUCCUAGCUUACCUUCUCGAGCACUGUUUUUUGUGAAUAACGAGGGCAUAUAAUUAUUAAUAAUUAAGAAAACUAUGAAGAAUACAGAAAAUUCAUAAAUGUGGACGAAGUGAAAACUAGAUGUUAUCCCUAAUACCCAAUUCACAUGUAGAUAAAAUGUAUGUGUGCGUUUGAUAUUUGUUGUUGUGUUACUUGAAGAAAGAAAUAAGAAAUGUUAAGUUUUUUAAAUACUGAUACAUUAUAUUACUACAGUUAGUCAGUAAUAUAUAUUUCUUUAUUUGUUCAAAUAAAAUUCCUGAAUUUUUUCCCCCCAUGGAAAACUGAGAUACACAGGUGAGUUGAAGAAAUUUUAGGCGCUCUGCACCUAAUAUUUCGUACCCUCUGAUGAGCAAAUUGUUUAUCAACACAGCAGGAGUUUUGAUAAAGAAAUGCAAUAUGAAAUUAACAAUGGAAUAGAUUAACAAGACAUAAAUCAGUAAAUCAAGAUGGUGUUAAGGCUAAAAACUUUAAGAAGCAAUGGUAAUGGAAUAUUUUCUUAUUAAUAAAAAAAUAAGUACAGCCAAUGUUUCUUAUCGUACAUGAUUAUGUAACCAUGUAACUUAGCUGAACUUGCCUAUUUUUUUUUUUUUUUUAUUUGCUAGUGUAUCUCAGCUUCUCAUGCUAAAUGAUAAACACUUGUAUAUUAAAUGAUAACAGAAAUAAUGCUUAUAUCUUAGUAUGAUAAUUUGAUGGUAUCAGAAUUUAACUCAAGGCCUUGGGUUUGAAAUCUUGAACUCUCAGCCACAGCUUGACUACAAAUUUUCUUCUGACCUUUGUGUGAAUAGUAACAGAUGAGGUCAUAUCCACUUUUUUUUUCUUUUUUGUUUAAAUUUUUCUACUCUAUUUCUGCAAGCAUAUUGUACAUUAAAACAUCUCGAUAAAUACAUGUUUUCACUGUUGAUUGAAAAUUAAACAAAAAAGGAUUUCUUGGAUUUCAUAAUCCAGGAGCAUGUUUUGCUUAAACGAAACUCAUAAUUAAUCUACCUAUGAGGUGGUAAUGGUAAAAUGUAUGAAAGAUUUAUUGUUUUAGCAAAUCCCUUUAUUUAGGGAUUUUAUAAAUUGAUAUUCUUUAUUAUGAUACAAAUAUCAUACUGUAUAAGUAAGAAUCAAUAUUGGCAUCUUGUUAAUCACAUUAUUUGUGUAAAGGUAUAUAAUUUAAUAAGAAUAGAUUAUUCAAAACUGAAGUAGGAAUAAAAAAAAGAAAUGUAGAUAUACAUAGAUGAAUAUAUCUAUUAAAGAAAAUGAAAGCUAACAAAAAAAUAUAGAAGUAACUGCAGACGUGGAUGAAUAUAUGUAAAUAAUAAAGAUUUUAUUUUGCCUAAUGAUUUAGUUGCAUAUUUGGUUCGUAGUCAUUCCAUGAUAGUGUAUAUAUACAUGCAGAUACAGUACCAUAAUGUAUAUAAUAGUAUAGUUACGUGUAUUAUAUUGUUGUUUAAAACAUUUUUUUGUUUGCUUGAGAAAAUCAAGAAUUGUUCUCACAGUAUAAGGGUUUAAAUAUUGUAAAGUUGUUUAAGUCAGAUAAAAUAUAGUUUCUGAAUUUAUAACAGUACAGUUUAUAAACAAUAAGGCCAAAUAUAUUUUAAAAUGUGUUUCUUACUUUUGAAUGGCAAGACUGAGUAAUCCUGCAGGAAUUCAAACAUCCUCACAAGGCCAGAAAAGAUUAUUCUUGUGUUGGCCACGUUUCGGGAAAAUAAAAAAAAAUGGGUAGGUCGGUAAGGUCGGUCGGUAAGUUGUUUUUUUUUUUAAUUUUAUUUUUUCUAACCAAUAACGUGUUUAUGCCUAAAAAGUAUAAAAUACACAAAAAUACCAUUUUUAAAUCUAUAAUGAAGAGCAAAACGAACGCAUAACACUGUCGCAUCGCCUACCGUCUAGCAAGAUAGGCCUAUUCCAGCCUUUUUGUUAAUUAAAAAAAUAUUUUUUGUUAUAGUCAAAAAAAAAAAUAAAAUAAAAUGUCGAACCCCAAUUUUUUACAUUUUGGGUCGGCUGGGCAUGGCCAACACAAUCAUUUUUUUACUUGUGAGUAUCUUUGAGUGCUAGACCUAGCGUAAGUCUAGAAUGCCUAGUCUAGUACGCACGGACACUCAGUAAUUUUGAGUGUCUGUGUGUGCUAGGCCUGCCAUAGGCCUAGGUAUGUGACUUUGUGUCUGGUGUGUUGUCUCAAUGAAGGAAAAAAGAAGCCUUAUCUUAAAGAGAUAAAGGCAAGACAAAAAACAUAUAGAUUUUUUUUAUUUAGCCUAGUAUUGUUUUUGGGUAUUUUCUAUAAUUCUUAUGUGUUCGAAAGCAUACACAUUUAAUAUAAAUAAUUAAGUAAAAGUUUUUUGUAUUUUUUGCAAAUAUUUAAGUAGAUUUUUAAGUAAUUAAAACAUUUAAUAUAUAAGUAAUUAAAACAGUUAAUUUUAUUUUGUGAGAUUAUUGCUGAAUAUUUGCAGUAAAGUAAUUAUUCUGAAUUAGUGAUACCUAUAGAUAACUAAUUAUAAGUGCUGCUUGUAGAAAGGGUAGAAAUCUAAUUGUUAACAUAGAAUAUAUUACUAUUAUUAUUUUUAUUUUUCAUUAUAACUUCAAUAAUUAUUUUUGUUAUUAGUCAUACUUUUUUUUAUUAAUAUCAAUUUGUUUUUAAAUAUUAAUCAUUAUUAUUAAUAUUAUUGUUAAUUGUUAAUGUUACUUUAUUAAUUGAAUUUAUAUUUAUUAUUGAAUAUUAAUAUAUGAGAUGUAUUAGUUAAAAUGAAGUUCUUUGUAAAUAAACCAGUUUUUGGUUACUUUUUAAGAUCUUUGAUGAAUUAUAUUAAAUUUUUAAUGAAUACAAAUUAUUUAUUACUGUCAGUAGUGUUAGCCUGUUAUUAUUUCCAUUAUUAUUUUGUGCCACUUGUUAUUGUUUGCUUUAUUUUUUUUAUUUUAAUGUUAUUUAACUUUUUUUUUUGUAAAUAUUGAUAUGCUAGAUGUAGUAUGAGUAUGAUUAUGAAUUAUUUAUUACCAUUAGAUGCUGAAUCUUACCUUAUUUUUUUCCCAAGAUUAAGAGUCUGAUUUCAGUGAUUUAUAUAUAGAGAUAAUUGGAAUAUAGUUGAUGAAAUGAAGAAUAUAGUUUUUGUUAUUAAUUAAACAUUGAUUAUGUUUGAAAGUGUAAUAUGCAAGAAUUAAAUAAGUUUAUUGAUUACCAUAAUUAGACUAAUUUUGUUGACUAUAAUGACCCUGAUACAUGUUUUCAUAUUUUAAAUGGUUUGUAUAACAUGUAUAACCAUACACCUUAGCACCAGCUUAAACUAUUUAUAAGUAUCGUAACAUCAGUUGACCUGUGAACAUAAUAGGUCAUAGGUCAUAACCUUAUUUUAUAUACCAUAUUAUAAUAUGAUCCCAAUUUCAAAUCUUUGAAGCAAGAGACUUUGUUACAUUUCUUAUUCAUUAAUUAUAGUAGUGUCUGUAAUUUGUUUAUGAUAUCAAUAAUUAUGUUAAUUCUUUGGUUGAUUGAUUUGAAUAUCAAAUCUUUGAGUUGCAAACACUUAUGUUAUAUUCUACAUUAAACAGUAAGAUGUGUUUUUCUCAGGCUCCUUAGGCAAAUUUUUCGAUCAGAUAUAAUUAUUUGAUCAAAACAUGGACCUAUUUAUAGGUCCAUGAUCAAACACAUAAUCUGUGUGUUUCCAUGUCUGUUGGUAGAUGUACAGUGGACCUUUCUGGAGUGUCAGUCAAACUGAACAAGUGACCAAUCAGAACAGGGCAAUGGAUACGUGCAUGUUCUGCAAACACUUGCGUUUUCUGAAUAGUAUGCAUGUUUCAAUAACUAGCAGAACGGUCUAUUAUAAAUAUUGAUAUAUUGGCACAUAUUAUCAAAGUUUGACUACACGUUGUCUAAUGAGAGAUAAAAAUAAUCUGAUAGAAUGGCUGAUUUUAUAUCACGUGAUUUACUUCUAAACAAACUCUCUUUUCGUAAUCUACAAGUUUGCAGUUAGAUUCCAUGUACAUAUUUGCAUUUAAAAUUAUAUAACAAUUUAAGGUUACUCCUUUGCAGUUCAGUAAGCUAGUACCUACUCAGAAUUAAUAUAAUGAUUUAACAAAAAUUACUUCUUUUUCUCUUUCACUGAUAUUUUUUAUCUUAUAAAUUAAGGUUAGAUGUAAUAAUUUGUUAUUUAUUUAUUUCUCUAUUUCGUCUCUUUAAUGUGGAAGAAAGACUCUAGGUCAAAAUACUAGCAACUUGUCUUGCCUUAUUAUUAAACGCCAAACAAUAUACGGAAUUAAAGAACCGAGUUUGUUUGGAUCAUAA